GAUUAUGAACUAGUUGUUAAUUAACUUGAAGCGUACUUAUCAAGAUACAUAAUAGACUCGUCUUUUCUGGAAGUCGGACGACCAAAUCUUUGUCGAGUGUGUGUCAAACUGAAGGCGCUAGCGUUAGCUGAGCGUAAAGCUAACGGCUCAAACUCAAAGCUAUUUUUAACUUUCCGUCCUUUAUGUUCGUCGCAUCACACUGUGGGUCGGUACCUUUCGGGCAGAUGUCUGGUGUCAUCCAGGCGGUGACUGUCUGACCGAUGCCUUUACCAUGAUGCCGGGUUGCAUCGCCCUGGUCAUUGCCCUCCUCCUGUCACACGCCAGCAGCUUCCUGAACUCCGUGGAUGAAGACGGUGUCCCUGAAGACUGGGUGCUGCUCCACAUGGUUCAGGGCCACAUUGGAGCUGGAAACUACAGCUACCUGCGCCUUAACCAUGACGGCAGAAUCAUCCUGCACAUGCGCAGCCUCCAGGGUGAUGCCGACCUGUACGUGUCGGAUAAAACCCUGCGGCCCAGUUUUGACACGUACAAGCUACAGUCGGCCACCUGUGGCCAGGAUGUGGUGGUGGUUCCGGGGGACUUCAGCAGGCCUGUCGGCAUCGCCGUUUAUGGUCACCCGUCACACCAGGAGAGCGAGUUUGAGAUGAGGGUUUUUUACGAUCAGACAGUGCCUCUGGACCCGUUCGAGAAGAGCUCGUACAUGUCAGAAAACGGACAUCAACACAAGAAAUCCCCCCAGGUGCCACAGGAGGGCUUUCAAGAAGAAGAGUCUGUCUUCUGGACGAUUCUCAUCGGACUUCUGAAAAUUAUACUGGAAAUUUUGUUUUGAAAAUGGACUUCACUUUGAGGACUGAAUGUGUUUCAAGCGAUGUUGGUGGAUCAGUUGGGAUUGACACGUUCGGGGGUUUGGGUUCUUUGCAGUAACGAGCUGCAGCAGCAGACGACGGUCAUAAUCCACAAAUUCAAGAUGAGGAGAAAACUCCAAGUGCAGAAUGGUGCCAUCACAUUGUUUGGGUUUUGUAAUGGUGUCCGUGUUUGUUUACAUCCACGUGGGAGGUUCCUGAAUCCACACAUUUAAUGUCUUCUGGACAUUCAGGUGGGGGGCUGGAGAUGUGGCUCCUCGUGCACGUUGUCAUACUUGUGGUGGUUUUUUUUUUUUUUUUUUUUUCUCCAUGUUUCAGGUUGUUGGCCCCAUUUUGUUUCUCAGAGAACAUGAGCCAAAAUAAAUGAAGUUAAAUUUUA
Thalassophryne amazonica is the source of this 1242-nucleotide messenger RNA. It is a transcript of the gene c15h6orf120, whose product is annotated as chromosome 15 C6orf120 homolog. The record is from RefSeq and is a predicted model, not a curated record. NCBI's taxonomy places the organism in Eukaryota, Metazoa, Chordata, Actinopteri, Batrachoidiformes, Batrachoididae. The transcript has 2 exons. The coding region runs from base 272 to 829 and encodes 185 amino acids.